AUGAAUAUUGCUAUUUUUUUGAGGUACUCGGGUAAAUGGAGAUCCCAAACAGAAUAUGUGGAUUAUAAAAGUGAAGGAAUUGUUGUAGCUGAAUCAGUAAAUUAUGUGAAGUUGAUUUCAUCGAUUACUGAUGAACUAGACAUUAACGAAUCUCAAAAAAAUAUUGAUGUACGUUAUGUUGUCGACGUUGAAGAAAAUACAACCGUCGUUCGUGGUGUAUCCAUUUGUAUUUCAACUACAGAUAAAUGUCAAGAAGACAUAUUGUUCGAUAGAGAAACAGGAGCUGUUAUUGUCGGCGAAACUGUUAAAUCAAUAGAUAUAGACUCUGCUGAUGAUCCAAUGGAUGGUCACUAUUUUGAUUGGAACCGCAGUCCCAUACAAGAACAGUCUGAGGAUGUCGAAGGAUGUUGUGAGGAUAUUGCAACUACCAGACUAGAUGCUCUUGUCAAAUUCGUGGUAAAUCAGAAUUCGGCAAACCUCAAUGUUGGAACACCUUCUACUGUGCAUAUCAAUAAAGAUCACAUGAAUGUUGAAGGAGUUAGUGUUGAUAUUGGGUCUAUCACAUUGGAAUCUUUCGUCGCAGUUGUGAAAAACUUGAAACCUGAUAGUGCUAAUGUUGAAACAUCUACUAUGCAGGUUGAUUAUUCGAGUACACUUCCUGAAUCAGCUCAAGUCGAGUUAGAUGCCAUAUUGGAAGAUUUUUCUGAUGCGGUUGUCGUGGCUCAUCAAGCUGCAAAAAACCCUGCUAAGAGAAUCAGAACGAGAUCCAAAGUAUUCAUGUCUUCAUACACGACAGAAUAUGCUUCUGACUCUAAAGCAAUUGAGGAUCAAAUCGGAGAACAAAAACAGAAAUUUGCUUUUAAUAAUUUUCUAAUAUCCGAUAAUAUGCCAAAAGGUGUAAUUGAAGAGUACAAGCAAUGGGUGGAGGAAGGACUAUUGAAGUUUCAUGCUAAAAAAAAAAUGAAUGAUGAGCAUUACAAAGCAAAAUUAUCAUCUCUUGGGGUUCACAAAAUCCAUAUUGAUGUCAUUUUCUAUCAUUUGCGGAAGAAGUCAAAAUUAAGGAAUGAUCAAGAUUACAGGUUCACAACAACCAACUGUUUUUUCAAGAAUUACAUUGUGAAGACAUACUCCAAUUAUUAUGAAGAUGAAACAGAUACAGUCAUUACUACACAACAAGAUUAUGCUCAAUCUGUUGACGUGAUCCUAAAUGAAGAUGCAAUAACAAAUGUAAUCAAGGGAUAUUGCAUGCCAUCUGGUUUACCAUGGCACCAAGUUGAUGAGGUGUAUGUUCCUAUCAAUUGUAAUGACAAGUUUCACUGGGAGUUAGCUGUUAUUUUCCUGAAGGAUAGACGCAUACGCGUCUAUGAUUCGCUGUCUAGUCUAAGGAAUAUGGAAUCAAUUAAUGAGAUUAACAAGUUGGUUGCAAUGCUGCCAACUUACCUCUCCGACAACAGAAUUUUUGAAGAAGCAUCACGUACGGAUUGGACUAAUCUUGAAGUAUACAGGAAUAAGAUUACUCAAAGGACACAAUUUCUGAAUGAACAUUCCUUUGAGAAUUGUGGAGCCUUUGUUGCUGGGUAUGCUGAAUACCUAAGUGAAGGAAUGAAUGUGCCUUCAGAUGAUUUUGAAGCAGAAUAUCAUCGAAUGCGUUAUGCCACACUCCUUCAAAAAUAUGGUAUUCAAAAAGCUCAGAAAGAUUAUGUUAGUAAAAAUGAUGACCCUCCAAGACCAAGGUCAAGAAAUAUACGAAUUCCGGGUGAAAAUGAAAUAGGUAGCACUGAGUAG
Molecule: messenger RNA, 1785 nt
Organism: Capsicum annuum
Lineage: Eukaryota; Viridiplantae; Streptophyta; Magnoliopsida; Solanales; Solanaceae
Exons: 10
Coding region: 1-1785 (594 amino acids)
Biological process (GO): proteolysis
Molecular function (GO): cysteine-type peptidase activity
Source: RefSeq, a predicted model, not a curated record